AUGACCCAGCGCACUAAAUUUAUAAUAAAUACUUCCGUGGAGUAUUUUUCGGCCCGUUUGCCGGGCUCCGAACUGGACGAACAAACGGCCAUGAUCCUGGAGUUCCUCGAACAGGAGGAGCACACCGUCAUCUCGGCGGUGCACAGUAAGAGCGAUGGCAAAAUCCGAUUCCACCAUCGGAUUCCGAGCGAGGAGCUCUGCCUGCUGUUCUACAAGGUGCCGCAGGUGGGCCAAAAUCCCCGGGAGGGAGGCGGUGAGCCUCUUCUGGGCAUUUUGACCCUGGAAGGGGGCCUGGUCAAGUCGAUUUACAAUUCCGUUUCUCGGGUGUUCUCGCCCUCUGCCAACUCAGCCCGGCGCAGCGAAUAUGGGCCCGAGUUGAGUGGCAUUCUGGAGAACUUGCACCAAAACUUGGGUUCCAGCUUGGGAUUGCCACAGAGUGGCAUCACAAGUCUUCGAGAUGAGAUCAAAUAUUGGAAACAAAAGCUAGGCCAAAAGUCUAGUUCUCGUUUAGACCGAGAAGCAGCACAAGUAUUUAUUGGUGUCCUGGAGAACAUUGAAAAACAAAUGAGCACAAUUGACGGAUCAAAUCCGAGUGGCACGAUUGAGGAAUUUCUCGACCACGCCCAUAACAAUCUGGAUGAAUUGUGGCGCCUUCCCUACAAUUAUCCCCAGCAGCGAAUGUCAGAUCUGCUGGACAUAAUUGGAAAGCGAUUGUUAGAGGUUUGUUUGACCCAAUUGCUGGCCGAGGACAUUUGGAGUCUGAACUCAAGUCAUGUCAACAAUUUGAUGAGUCAAAGCAUCGAUACGGUGGAUGCAUGGAUUCAGCUCUGCGACUCCCUCACGCGACUCUUUUGGCCAAAUUAUGUAAAGCAUCCGUGGCUGGGAGAUCCUCACUUGCCAAAAAGGGGACAACAAUUUAAGGAGCGACUUAGUGAGAUUCGGAGCAUCAAACAGCUCUACAAACAAAUCGCAACUUUGCUCGACGAUGCAGAACUGCAGGAAAUGUUUCAGGAACAAGCUCCUUUUACGGACUUUAACAUCUUUGACACAUCCUCGCUGGGGCAAACAAAAUGGCACAAGGCUCUGCACCAUUUUGAGCAGGUCCUGCAGCCAAUCGACGAACGAAUUGCCGCGGCUUUAAAGGCUCAAUUGCAUAACCACCUAAGUAAUCCACGACAAGUGAUCUUCAUCUUCUCUAAGUACGAAACUCUUAUUCAAAGACCGGCUGUCCUGGAACUUCUUACCAUCGAAAGAGAGCAAUUCCUGCAAUCGCUGCACAUCCUUUUGCAGGAUUUACGCAAGGCGAUGUCUGAUUCGAAUAUGGAACCCGAUACCGGUCACUUAUCAGUGAUUUGUAACGAAUGCCGUUGGCUAAAAGUGGUGCAACAUCAGAUCCAGGAGAUCGAGAAGGUUAGCCAUUUGAUAAGUGGACGCGAGGGUUUCGACAAGAUCAACAAGGCAGUGCAGGAAAUCAAGGAGGAAACCGAGUCUUUGCUUCGUACGAAUUUUGAGAUUUGGUCGGGACAGUGUUCUACUGCUGUGAAAAGCGGGGAACUAAGACUUCGUGACGAUCAAGCUGUUGUAAAGUUCGAAAAAGAAGGUCGCCAACUGAUGCGCGUGACCUUCAACCCUAAACUGGUCACCUUUUGCCAGGAUGUGCGCGAAUUCGAGAAUCUUGGCUAUAAUGUCCCUCUUGAAUUAAGAGCUGCUGCUACUCAUGCAGCCAAAUAUAUGUGCUAUGCCAGAAGACUGCAGCAAAUCGCCACUUUUCACAACACAAUUGGAGAUCGAAUGAUUCCCUGCCAGCGGCCAAUUAUGCUGAAGAAUGCCUUGGAGUUGCAGAGAUUGGUACAAAGCGAAACUGUAGCCUGGCAGGACGAGUCCUCUGUCCAGCGAUACGUUGAUAUCCUGCAAGCAGCUGUUUCGAAACUCUCGACGGAUAAUACACUUCUUGUGGGAUAUCAUGAACAGGCCAAGAGAACGGUAAUGAAACUAAUGUCCACGGAUCUGUUCACUCAAAACCAAAUCUGGAAGGACGAGCUGCGUCAUCUUCGCGAACUGGUGGCCACUUUGGAGCGUCAGGGAUACACCCACUUGGAUGCCUUCAAGCUGCACUGGGAUCACCAAUUAUACAAGGUCCUUGAAUACCAGUACAUCUAUGGAUUACUCGACAUGAACAAUAAGCUGCCAGACAUACAUGUAAAGCUAAUUCUGCGACAGAGAGAACUGAUAUACAGUCCGCCGGAAGAGGAAAUUCGUGACUUGUACUUCAGUCAGCUGAGAAGAUUUAUCGAAAGACCCUGUAAUUUCCAUGGAUUAUCGGAGCACAGCCAAGAGUUGUUCAAAUCCAUGGUUACUGUGAAUCGUCAUCACUUUGGACCACUUUACCAAAGAGCAGCUGAGUUGUUUGAUAAACUGGAGGAUUUCAAGACCAUUUGGUUGCCCUGGAUCGCUUUGGGAUGUGUGGAUGUGGAGCAACUGUGUGGAAUUCACCUUAAUGAAGCCGAUGAUUGGGAUCGCAACUUCAGAUCCUGCAAACACUUUAGCCAACAGUUGGCAAAACUUCAGCAGGCAGAGGAAUCCAUUGACUGCAUAGUUAUCAAUGUCCUUCCCCUAAGAUCGGAUAUAGAAUACAUAAGCAGGCGAUAUUGGGAGUCUCUGGCGAACAGUUUAAGGACUGCAAUCCUCACGGAUGUGAGUUUGAUUCAGGAAUUCCUGCAAAGUGCUUUGCAGUUUCUGCAAAAUGUGCCAAUGGAUGAGGGGAGCAUUAGUCAAUCGGGCAUGAAGUACGAAAAGAUAAUGAGUGAGCUGCCGCUGAUCGAGAAAACUUUGGAUUCGGUUAAGGAAAAGGAUGCCUGCUUGGCAGGUUGGUGCAAGGAAAGAGUCACCGCUCUUUCGGGAAUUCUUCAGCAAUGGGAAGAGCUGCAACCUCUUUUGGAAAAUCAUGCAGUGAUCCUCCAGCGGCAAGUGGACAUGAUAAAAAAUCAGGCGGAAACACAACUGCAAAACCUGAAAAACGAAGCAGAGAAAUUCCUUUUAAGAUGGGAAUCCACAAUUGCCGAACUGGAAGCCAAUGAAAAUUCUACCUUAGAGGUUUUCAAAGAACGCAGACUCCAUUGGCAGCAAUUGCAGGAGAAGAAGAAACAACUUUUGGAGGAGUGUUCCAAAUUUAACAUGGAGUUUCCAUCGGAAAUGCUUCUUCCCUUUAAGGAAAUCGAAGAGCAGAUGGAGCAGCAAUCAAAACAAUGGCAGGUUUACGAUGCUUUCCUCACUGAACUGCAACCAAUUCUUCAGGAGGAGUGGGCCAUUUACAGAAGACGUCCCUAUGUCCUUAAUGAAUUUAUUGGCAAGUGGGAGGGCUCUGUUCACGCCUCCAUUGAUUUACCCUCAAAGAGAAUCCGUCAGCAGGUGGAAAGACUUCAAGCAGCUUUGCCCAUUCUGCAGCAAUUGCAAUCGGAUUCGUUGAGUGAACGACACUGGGCCAGGAUAUUUCAGCUCCUGAAUCAUAAGGAAACCAAGCCUCUACACUCAAUACUUCUUCAGGAUAUCCUAGAUGAUUUUGAUGUCCUGCAAUCUGCCUCCACUGAAAUUGGAAGUAUAGUUAGACAGGCUUCGAGUGAGCAAAUUGUGAGACAGGCUUUGGUUGAACUUGAUCAGUGGUCGGUUACUGCCCAACUGAAAUUGAUCACCAGAACGGAUGCCUCUGGUCAGAAUGUCUCUUUGAUUAAGGACUACCAGGAGGUGCUCAACAAGAUCGGGGACAAUCAAUCGUUGUUGCAAUCUGCCAAGAACUCGGCUGCUUUUGAUAGCUUUUCCGAUCAGGCGGAACUUUGGGAAAGUCGGUUGAAUACAUUAGAUGCACUUCUUAGUAGCUUAAAUCAUUCCCAAAGGCGCUGGGUUUACUUGGCACCUGUCUUUGGCUCUGGAACUUUGCAACAGGAGCAGGCGCUAUUCAAAAGAAUAGACAAGGACUUUCGUUUUGUGAUGCGGGAAAUCGAAAUGGACCCUCGGGUAACUUCACUCACAAAGAUAAACAACAUCACCACCAUUGUGAAUGCACUGGAAACCCAAUUGGCCAGGUGCCAGCAGAAUCUGAUGAGCUACAUAACUGACAAGCGGAACUCCUUUCCCCGCUUCUACUUCCUGGGCGAUGAUGAUCUCCUUGAGCUGCUUGGACAGGCCAGCAAGGAUGCGGAUGUCAUCCAGCGGCACAUCCGUAAACUGUUCCCCGGUUGUCACAGUCUCAGCAUCCGGCAGAUGGCCAAUCCAAGUCCUGCCACAUCCUCCGAGAUCAAUCAGUACAGCAUUAUGGCAGUGCACAGUGCCGAGGGCGAUGAGCUCAAGCUAAGCCAGCCUGUCGAAAUGAAGGGCGACAUCGAGCGCUGGUUAAACCAACUGGUAACAGUGAUACAGGAAACUCUACGAGAUCAGAUCUACGAGUGCUAUACCAACACCUCCGGAGGCAGCGAUAACCUGAGUGAGAAGGUCCUGAAAACCUACGCCAGCCAGGUGCUGGCCACGUCCAGAGCCCUUCAUUUCACUCGUCAGGCGGAGCAGGCCAUCGGCGGCAUGUCCUUGGGAAAACUGCAGCAACAGUUAAAGGACGAAAUCAACCACCUGGCUGCGUUGAAAAACAAAUCUGCCAACGGAACCCUGGUCAGCCUCAAAUUGAGAGCCCUUCUGCUGGACUUGGUGCACUACUCGAGUGUGGUGGAGCAGCUGCAGAAGCACAAUGUGGUCCACACCAGCGACUGGCACUGGCUGUGUCAACUGAGAUAUUACCUGGGAAAGGCGGCCGGAACAUCGGGCGGCGGUCCAGUUAAUGCCAAUCGACAAGUUUGCGUGCGCAUGGUUUAUGCCGAAUUUGAAUACGCCUACGAGUUCCUGGGCCAGGCCAGCAAGUUGGUCCACACGCGGCUCACCCACCGCUGCUAUCUCAUCCUCACGCAGGCCAUGCACAUGGGCUUGGGCGGUAAUCCUUUUGGCCCGGCCGGCACCGGCAAGACGGAAUGCGUCAAGGCCCUCGGGGCCAUGUUGGGUCGCCUCGUGUUGGUUUUCAAUUGCGACGAGAACGUGGACACCGAGUCGAUGAGCCUCAUCCUCACAGGAUUGGCCCGCUGCGGGGCGUGGGGCUGUUUUGACGAGUUCAACCGGCUGCAGGAGGCCACCCUGUCCUCCAUCUCCAUGCUGAUCCAGCCCAUCCAGAGUGCUUUGAAGGAGCGCUCGAAUAGCGUCCAGAUUGGGGAGCGACAGGUCCAACUAAACCAGCACUGUGGCAUUUUCGUAACUCUAAAUCCAGCUGGAGCUGAGUAUGGAGGUCGACAGAAGCUCCCCGGGAAUAUUCAGGCGCUUUUCCGACCCAUUGUGAUGCAACAGCCGGAACCGGGGGAAAUCGCUCGGGUAAUGCUCUUCGUCGAGGGGUUUGCCGAGGCCUCCUCGAUUGCAUCCCGCAUCGUGGAGCUGUUCGAUUUGUGCGGGAAGAUGUUAUCAGCCCAAAGGCACUACGACUGGGGACUCCGGGAACUGAAGACAGUGCUUCUGGUCUGCGGUGAAGGAUUGAGGGGGCAAUUAGCCAGCGCGGAAAAUACGCAAUCAACUGCCAACGAGGAGAUGUCGGUUGUGGUUCGAUGUUUGCGCUCGUCCACCAUGUCCAAGUUGGCCCCACACGAUGUCACUCGAUUUGAGAUGCUGCUGCGGAAUGUCUUCCCCGAGAUUGGCAGCUCUCCGGCGCCAGAAACGCAGCUCCAUCAAUCUCUGGCUGCCGCCUUUGCCCAACUGGGACUCUGUCGAAGCGAGAGGCAAAUUGAAAAGGCCCUGCAACUGCACGAGCAGCUGCAGAAACGAAUGGGCGUGGUGCUGGUGGGACCGCCAGGAUGCGGAAAGUCCACCGUCAUGGCCCUUCUCAGACAGGCGCUCAGUGGCUCCCAACUGAAGGUGCACACCAUCAGUCCGAAGUCCAUGAGCAGAGUGCAGCUGCUGGGACGCCUGGAUGCGGAUACCCGUCAGUGGCAGGACGGAGUGCUCACCCACACGGCGGUGGCGGUCAAUCAGGAGCCAUCUCAAGUCCACUCGUGGAUCGUCUGCGAUGGCAGCAUCGAUCCGGAGUGGAUAGAGGCACUCAACUCGGUUCUGGAUGAUAACAAGCUCUUAACUUUGCCUUCUGGCUGGAGAAUUCAAUUCGGAAGCAAUGUGAACUUUAUUUUCGAAACAGACGAUGUGAGGCAUGCUUCACCGGCCACCAUUUCCAGAAUGGGUAUUGUCAACAUGAGCUUUGACUACUAUCCUGCUAAGGAGAUACUCAAACAUGAGCUCUCCAAAGAACCUUAUGGAGAUCUACUGCAAAGUUACGUGGAUGGCAAUUUUCAAUAUGCUGUCGACUGGUUGGAAAGUCAAGCUUUAUUGAGUCAUCUUCCCGGAAUAAAUCGGGCCCAUCUCCUGCGUUCUUUACUCCUACAACUCCGGGGUUCUCAAUCUCUAGAGGAAUACGGAGCUGCCACCCUUCGAGCUCUUUUUGGCUAUAUACCCAACGAUCGACAGAGGGAAUUCGCACAGCUGAUCAUAAAGCGAGCCAAUCUCUACGUAGCCAAUCCCAAUCACGCUGAACUGACUUACUAUGACAGCCGUAGAAAUUCCCUAGAACAAUAUCCCAUGGACGCAAUGGAGAUACCAGAGAAGGGCUCUCAACUGAUAAUUACUGCCUACAUUAAAUCGUAUUUGGAAAUACUGGAAACACUGCUGAAAACUCAGGGAAAUAGAAUCCCACCCUUCAUGCUAAUUGGACCAAGUGGUUCGGGGAAAACGCUGCUCAUCCAGAGAGCGGUGCUGGAGAACUCUGGCUAUCAGUUGGCGACAAUUAAUUGUUCCACUCAACUGACUCCUAGUUACAUUCUGCACACCUUGAGGACGCACUGCGUCACAGUGAGUGGAGUUAAGGGCAGGGAGUACCGACCGAAGCAAGCGAGAUUAGUGCUCUUUAUGAAGAAUCUGGACCUCUGCCAGCAGGAUUCUUGGGGAGCCUGCGAAGUGGUGGAGUUGCUGCUCCAACUGGCUCAACGUGGUGGCUUCUAUGCCGAGAAUCUCGAAUGGAUCGGCGUGAGCGGCUUGCAGAUAUGCGCCUCCAUUAGCGGAAAUCCCGGAAAAAUCGCACCGCGUUACUUUGCCAUCAAUCAGUUUUUGCGCGUUUCCCGACCCUCCAGUCAGGAUAUGCUGGAAAUCGUCCAGCGGCGAUUGGAGCCUCUUUUGGCGGAGCAUUUCAGGGGCUCGACGAUUCGAGGAGGGUCCGGGGUCAAUUUACAGCACGUCAGCGAGAGCCUGAUGGAGUGCUUCGAGAAGCUGCAGGCAACUUUCACCGCCACUGGAGGAAGGCAGGCGCACUACCAGUUCAGCCCAAAGUGCAUCAUGAAGCUGCUGGACGCCCUCGCCUUUUAUCCCGCCAGUGAUUUCAAUGAGGCCCUUUAUUGCGAGCUUUUAGGCAUGUUCCGCGACAGAUUGAUUAGCGAAGAGCAUGUGCAGCAGUUCGAGGCGAUUCUGAAGCAAACGAUGCGCAAAUACUACGGCAAGGAGAAAGCAUUUUUCGUGCCCAAAUCGCCAAAGUCGAAGGGUCAAUUGCAUUGCCUAACUCAUGAUGAGUGGCUGGAGGAAGUUCAGAGGCAGGUUGCCAUUUGCAAUACCGAAAGCUAUAGCAUAACAGCACCUGUCACAGAGGAACUCCUGAAUACCACGGCUAGAAUAACCAGAGUUCUAUCGCGAACUGAUGCCCACAUGCUCAUUCUGGGGCAAUCUGGAGGUAGACACCUGGAUGCCAUCUACACGGCGGCCACUUUGCAGGAGGCCAAGGUGCUGACAUUGCAAGGAGGAUCCUCCUAUGACAUCUCCGAGUUCUACAACGAUCUUAAAGUGGCCAUGCAAACUGCUGCCUUGGAGCAGCAGAUGACGUAUUUGCUAAUUGAACACUGCUGGCUGAGUUAUGUACCGGAUAUCCUUAAGCCUAUAGAAGCUCUGUUAGAAGGCAGCGAGAUCCUAGAACUUUUUGGCGAAGAUCUGGAAACGGUAGCAAGUACUUUAAAACAAGCGGCACAACUAGAAGGAUACCAGGAAUCACUGGGAACAUACUUCAUGAAGCGUGCCCGUGAUAAUCUUCACAUUAUUCUUGUCCUGGAUCCCAGCAGUUCCAAAGUUCAGGACUACUUCAACAACUUCCCUGCUUUGCAUCGCCAAAUGGAUUUGCUUUACAUUAGAGCAGAGUCCAGGGAAACUCUUGCGGUUCUGCCCAAACAGUAUAUAGAACUGCUCAAUGAAUCAGUCGGAGGAGGAGGAGGAAGUGGGCGUGGCAAGGUGCCCGCCUGCAGUCACUUUGCAGAUAUAUCCGAUGAACUUCCGACAGACCAACCAACUCAAAGAUAUUACCAACUCAUCCGCAGCUAUUUCCACAUGUACAGCAAUGCGGCCAAUGAAAUCGAUCAGAGAUUGGGCAAACUGCAAAUGGGAGUGGAUAAAUUGGCCUCGGCUCACGCUUUGGUGGACACCCUAAAAUCGAAUGCAGCAGCUCAAGAACAAGCUUUGGGUGAAAAGAGGCAGCUGGCCAACGAAGCCCUCGAAAUGAUUUCAUCCACAAUGCGAAAUGCUAAUGAACAAAAGUCCAGUAUGUUGGAGCUGAAACAACAGACACAAAAGAGCAGCGAACAAUUGAAAAUCCGGCAAAAGGAAAUCCAGCAGGAAUUGGCCGAGGUGGAGCCCAUUUUGGCGGAGGCCAGCAAUGCCGUGGGUCAAAUAAAAUCGGAGGCCCUGUCCGAAAUCAGAUCGUUGAGAGCUCCGCCAGAAGCAGUGAGGGAUAUUUUGGAGGGCGUUCUGCGAUUAAUGGGCAUUCGAGAUACCUCCUGGAACAGCAUGAAAACAUUUCUGGCCAAGAGGGGAGUAAAAGAGGAUAUCCGCUCCCUGGAUCCAGCUCGCAUUAGUCCGGAAAACUGUGAAGCUGUGGAGAGGUUACUCCUGGCCAAAGGUGAUUCCUACGAAUCCAAAAACGCCAAGCGUGCUUCGGCUGCAGCUGCUCCUUUGGCCGCUUGGGUGCAGGCUAGUGUUCGGUAUUCCCGGGUGAUCCAGAGCAUCAAGCCCCUCGAAAGGGAACAGAAUGAAUUGCAGAAAAAUCUCAAUGCAGCCGAGGAUGAAAUGCAAGAGUUGGCAAGUGGAUUGGACGACGUGGAUAAGAGGGUCAAGCAACUGUCUGCCAAACUGCAGACUUACACCCAAGAGGCAGCAGUUCUGGAACUGAAACUCCAGGAAGCCAGUGGAACUUUGCAGGCUGCAGAGCUUCUUGUGGGAAAACUAAGUGCGGAGUAUGCCACAUGGAGUGAUCAGUUGGCGGAAUUGAAGAAGGCACACAAAACGUUGGAUGGCAAGACUCUACUAAUAGCCAUGGCUGUUAAUUACUAUGCAGGAUUGGGUCUAGAACAGAGGAGCUCUUCCCUCAAACGUUUGUCGGAGGACUUCCACCUGCCCUCAAACUUCGAUCUUCGUGGAUCGCUGCUCACCGAACAACAGCAGAUUAUUUGGGAAAGUCAGGGUUUAGCGAGAGAUGCCCAAAUUAUCGAGAGUGCAGCUUUGCUCAGGGAAAUGCUUUCCCUGCCGUAUGGAGCCUGUCCUAUUCCCCUGCUGUUGGAUCCCACACAAACUGCAGCCGAAUGGUUGAUGGCUCAUCUCAAAGGAAGCGGAAGAGCCUGUGAGUUGACCACCCAUGGAAACGAGAGGCUGUCCUAUCAACUAGAACUAGCAGUUCGUUUUGGCAAGACCCUCCUGGUCACCGAUUGCGAACAGCUGCGUCCUCCGAUCCUCCAACUCCUCCAGGGACACAUUUAUGUGAGAUUCAACAAGCGACAACUAGCCAUCGGCUCAAAGUUGGUGGAUCUCCACGAGAGUUUCCAAUUGGUUUUGAUAAGUAAAUCACAUCGCUUGGAUUUGCCAGAAGAGCAAAGGAGUCAAUUAAACCUUUUACGAUUUACAAUAACAACUGCUGGUUUGGCCGAUCAGCUAAUGUCAAAGGCAAUUGUUCUGAAGAAUGCAGAGUUGGAGCAGCAAAGGAUAGAACUUUUGCAAAAGGAGGGAGAUCUGCUCAAACAGCGUAUGGAAAUGCAGGAUAAACUUCUGGAACAACUCUCUAAAUCAGAAGGAGAUAUCCUGCGAAAUGAGCAACUUUUGAGCAGCUUAAAUGAAGUUAAGCAGAGCAGCGCCCAAAUAGAUGAGGCUCUGAAGCAAAGUGGACAAAUCAGGGAUACUCUACUAUCCCAAUUUGGCUCCCUAAGAAAACUUUGCUCCAGGGCAUCAGACUUUUAUGCAGGCCUCAUUCAGGGUUAUGAGUUAUCUGCUUUAGUUUACAUUGAACUAUUUUUGGGAGCACUUUCGAAAAAUCAACGAGACGAGUCCAAAGUCUAUGAGUUACUGGUAAGAAGUGUCUACAUGAACUUAGCACGAGCUACAUCCAGAGAAAGCCAACUAUCCUUGUCCCUUUGGGUUUGCCAUCGGGCAUAUCCCGAUAAAUUGCACUCCAAAGAAUGGGAGUUGUUUGUCAACAAUUUCAUGGGCAGUUCGGAUGGCAGCAUGCUCUUAAGUCAACUGGGAAAACUGCCCGAUUGCAUGGCCAAGGAGGCUCAAUUAAAGCUGGCCAUGUUGCUACAAUUGUUUCCGGAUCUCAGAAGCAAACUUCAGUUGGAGAAGGAUUAUAUCUGGCGAGGAUUCAUCGAGGCUCAAGCAGAUGAUGUGCUGCCUGCCUUGGGCUCCAGUUUUCAACGAGUGUUGAUAGCUCAGAUUUUCCGACCCGACCUGAUGAUCCAUCAACUGAGAAAGGUGAGCAGCGACUUGCUGGGAAUUUCCCCAGAUUCCUCAACUCAACCUUCGGUGGAACAGUUGCUGCAGCAAAGCAGCUGUGAUCGACCCAUUUUGAUGAUCAGUAAAGCGGAAAACGAUCCCACCACGGAAUUGAAAAAGUGGGCCAAGCAAAAAUACAGGGAAAUGGCAAUCGGAAAAGGCGCUGAGAAGAGAGUUCUCUCCGAAAUGAGACAAGCUGCACUCGAUGGUCACUGGUUGUGUGUGAAGAAUGUCCAUUUGGUUCCGGAAUUCCUCAGUCAAAUGGAAAGGGAACUAAGUGAGAUACAAAAGUCCAAGGACUUUCGUUUGUGGCUUCUGUGCGAAUCCACCGAAGGUUUUUCAGAAUCCGCUGUUUUUAAAUGCCUGAAAGUGCGGUACGAACAGCCCAAAGGACUCAAGCAAAUUGUGAUGCGCUUGCUUCAAAACUUUGCAGCUGAACAGGAUCAGAGCCUCAAAAACCAACCAAAGAGUCUCAAGAUGCGACUAGUGUACUUUAUUCUAACCGCUGUCCUUCAGCAAAGACGACAAUUUAUUCCCCAAGGUUGGUCUAAAUAUUACGAAUUUGGUGAAGCGGACCUAAAAGCAGCUUUGGGUAUCCUGAAAUGGAUGGAUCAGCAACUGAACUCUGGAAAAUGCGAUUGGUUGUUGUUGCAACGUCUAAGUGAAGCUCUGGCUUUCGGAGGAAGAGUAAAUAAUCAAAGGGACUUGGAAAUAUUAAAUACCUAUCUCAAUCAAUUCUGUUCUGCGGAUGUUUUGAGCAACCGCUGGUCUCCACUUGGAUUAUCCCUAUCGAUACCCACGAGUAGUAACCUCCAGGACUAUUACGCAGCACUGGAAAAGUUUCCUGAUAUAGAUGAGCCCAGUAUGUACGGAUUGGCCCAUCAGGCACAGCAACAACGUGAAAUUGAACAGGCUAAACGAGUUAUCAAGGAACUAAGGGGCUUGCAUUACGGUAGAGGAACCGCAGGGGAUUCAGGAACAGCGGGAGAGUCUAGAGGAAGCGAUCAGCUCACUGAUCGUCAGCAGCUGGAACAGCAAAUUAAGCCAUUGCUGAAUUUGUGGAGGAAGUUAGCUGGAUCCUGUACUAUAGUCCAAACGGUUAAGGAGAUGAAAGACAACUCUGGGGAGUCCCCUUGGGCGUUAUUUGUGCUGGCUGAAUUGAAAUUGGGUGCGGAUUUAUAUGGCACUGUCCACCAGACUUUGUCCCAAAUGCAUGCCUGGCUGAAGGACUCACAGGAUGUGGAUGGAAGCACUUUAAGAGCCCUGGCAGAACAGCAGAUUCCUGCCAACUGGUUGAAACUAUGGAGUGGUCCUGGCAGCAACAGUGCCGUAGAUUACUUAAGAGCCCUUAUAGUAAGAGCCCAGGCUGCAGAACUGCGUUUUAAGGAGCAACUGUCUCUGGAAUUUGGCGAGGAGAUCAAUCUCGUGCAAGUUUUCAACUGCGAAAACCUUUUGGCCUGCUUGAAGUUGCAGCAAUCACGAAAGUUGGCCGUUUCAACUGAACAUUUGGAACUGCAAACUUGUGAGCCACAAAAUUCCGAUGGAGAUUCGUCAGAUACAAUAGUCAAGCUGGCGCCUUUGAAGAUUGAUGGCGCAAAAAGUGGAAUGGAAAAGUCAAACCCCUUCUACAUCAGCUACAAAAUAAAGGAAAAAGAAACUCUUGCGUCUGCAAAUUCUUCAAAAUAUGGAAAAAAUUCUUUGUAUCCCACACAAAAAAACGAAUCAAAUCCUAAAUUGCCCCUAUAUUCUCGGAGCAGUCGGGACAAAUUAAUUUGCCACCUAAAUAUUGAUAUUGUAACGGGCACAUCGGAACAGAUCCUUUUAGCUGGAACCGCAUUGAUCGUAGAAGAUUAUUAAAUGAAAAUCAAAAAUGUAAUAAAAGAAA
Messenger RNA from Drosophila ficusphila, 12742 nucleotides. RefSeq names its product cytoplasmic dynein 2 heavy chain 1 (gene btv). The record is from RefSeq and is a predicted model, not a curated record. The transcript is spliced from 25 exons. Bases 1 to 12714 code for a protein of 4237 amino acids. Gene Ontology annotation, molecular function: ATP binding; ATP hydrolysis activity; dynein light intermediate chain binding. NCBI's taxonomy places the organism in Eukaryota, Metazoa, Arthropoda, Insecta, Diptera, Drosophilidae. Gene Ontology annotation, cellular component: dynein complex. Gene Ontology annotation, biological process: microtubule-based movement.